CGCUACUGCUAUUUCCUUUUGGCAUACAUACCUUUGAUACGUAACUUGGUGCGUUAUGUCCGAUGGAUCGGACUGGAUCUACAAACCUUAACCUGCACGAUAAGGUAUUUGGUUCGUUUUUCCUCCGAACAUCGGCUUGCUGCAAAAGAGAGUUCAGUGUUGCAAAGCUACUGUACGACCGUAAAAAAAAAUCAUCUCGCUCUAAAAGAGCGGGCCCUUUUUAACACUCACGCAGAGAGCAUACAUAUAUAUAUAUUUUCCAUCAAUAGGAAGAAAACCUCUUGUUUUUUUUCUUUCUCGUCUCUUUUUUUUUUUCUCCUUCUUCUUAAUUACCACUCAUAAAUUUGCUUGGCCAUGGCACCCACGGACGACUACGCACCUUCAAGCUGCUUUGGUAACCUGUUCUCGGGUUUCACUAAAAAGAAACAGCCUGCUCGUCGAUCCGUGCAAGCAGCGCGUACCGAGCACCAUUCUGCUGCUCCGUCGUACUAUCCCGCGACCUCGGAGAAACUGCCUGCUUACGAUGAAUGCGUGUCCAAGGCAUUUGAGCAACUGGAUGUCAAGGUCGACAGUGAAACGGAGAACAUUGUCGCUAACGCCAUUGACAAUGUUUCUGAUGAGCUGCGCACAAUUAGUUUGGACCUCCAUGAACAUAUGGAAACUGGCAUGAAGGAGUUCCAUGCACACAAACUUCUCACGGACUAUCUCGAAGGCAAGGGCUUCACUGUGACCCGCCAUGCUUAUGGUAUGGAGACUGCUUUCACGGCCGAGUACAGCAAUGGUCCCGGCAAGCGCAUUGCUUUCUGCUCAGAAUACGAUGGUCUUCCUGGUCUCGGCCAAGCAUGCGGUCACAACCUUAUUGCAAUCAGUGGUCUUGCUGCCGCCAUUGGUACCAAGGCUGUUCUGGACAGUGGAAAGGCCUCUGGUAAGGUCAUCCUCUAUGGAACACCCGCCGAAGAGCUUUCUAUUGGUAAAGUUAUUCUUUGCAACAAGGGUGUCAUCCAAGACAAUGUUGAUGUUGCAUUGAUGCUUCAUCCUGCUGCUUAUCACGCCGAGCGCGGUGCUAUGAUUGCUGUCAACGACGUCCGUCUGGAGUUCUUUGGCAAAGCAAGCCAUGCUUCGGCUGCACCAUGGGAAGGCGUUAAUGCACUGGAUGCCAUGGUUCAGGUUUGGAACGGUAUCAGUAUGAUGCGCCAACAGCUUUUGCCCACUGACAGAGUGCACGGUAUCGUGACAGAUGGUGGCAAAGCACCUAAUGUUAUUCCGGACUAUACAUCGGCAUUUUUCUUUGUCCGUACAACUAAAUAUCCUCAGAUUGGCCGUCUGAUGCACAAGAUGGAAGAAUGCUUCAAAGCAGCUGCGCUGGCGACAGGCUGUGAAGUCAAAUGGACUUGGCGUGAGAUUGGCGUUACCAAAGAUGUCGUACCAAAUGGACCCAUGGCGGACGUGUACAAGCGUUACAUGGAAAAGGAAGGCGGCAUUCAGUUCCCUAGCCUUGCUGAACAAUCAAACUUAGGUGGAGGCGGUACAGAUUUCGGCAACAUCAGCUAUGAGGUCCCUAGUUUGCAUCCCAUGUUCGGUAUCCACACAACUGCUGCCAAUCAUACUAUCCAGUUCGUGGGUGCUGCAAAAACCGAGGUUGCACACAAAGAUACCAUCUUGGCUGCCAAGGCAUUGACCGUCACUGCUUCGCGCGUCCUGAAGGAUGAGGGCUUUUAUCAGGCCAUCAAGAAGGACUUUGAGAACAACGUUAAAAGCAACAACGGUGCCUUGUAGCGACCUUUUUCAUUCGUUCUGCCCCCAUUAUUUGGA
Molecule: messenger RNA, 1812 nt
Organism: Zychaea mexicana
Lineage: Eukaryota; Fungi; Mucoromycota; Mucoromycetes; Mucorales; Lichtheimiaceae
Exons: 12
Coding region: 355-1776 (473 amino acids)
Molecular function (GO): dipeptidase activity
Source: RefSeq, a predicted model, not a curated record